AUGUCCACCGUCACAGCGACUGCGAUGCAGAGCUCCAAGCCACCUAUAAUCCCCAAAUCCUUCGACGCCAAUCAACCACAAACAAUCCGUCUCUACCCACUCUCCAACUACACAUUCGGCACAAAAGAGAAUCAACCAGAAGAAGACCCUUCUGUGCUGGCGCGUCUGAAACGUCUUGAAGAACAUUACGAUUUAUAUGGGAUGCGUCGGACAUGUGAGGGGGUGCUGGUUUGUCAUGAGCAUAAUCAUCCGCAUGUGUUGAUGUUGCAGAUUGCGAAUGCGUUUUUUAAAUUGCCAGGAGAUUACCUGCACCACGACGACGACGAAAUAGCUGGCUUCAAAACCCGCUUGAACGAACGCCUGGCCCCCGUCGGCUCGCAAUUCAGUGGCGAAGGCGUCAACGAAGAUUGGGAAGUAGGCGAUACGCUGGCGCAAUGGUGGCGGCCCAAUUUUGAGACUUUUAUGUACCCGUUUCUACCGGGCCAUGUUACGCGUCCCAAGGAGUGUAAGAAGUUGUAUUUGAUUCAGCUUCCGAAAAAGAAGGUGUUGAGCGUGCCUAAAAACAUGAAACUCCUCGCCGUGCCCCUCUUUGAGCUGUACGACAACACGGCCAGAUAUGGCCCUCAGUUAUCCGCUAUUCCGCACUUGUUGUCGCGUUACAAUUUCGAGUUUGUGGAUGAGAAUGAUAAUGUUGUUGCGGUGACACCGGGGACGCCUCAUCCAGGCAUUGAUGAGCUCAAGACCAAGGUUUUGGCGGGUGGUGCCGGCAUCGGCGCGAAUGCGGAGGGUGAGGAUACGGGCAUGGAGGAUGCGGCGGAGGCUAAGCAGGAGGGGGAUCAGAUUUCGUGA
Talaromyces marneffei is the source of this 849-nucleotide messenger RNA. RefSeq lists its product as uncharacterized. The transcript has 4 exons. Gene Ontology annotation, molecular function: mRNA binding. The coding region runs from base 1 to 849 and encodes 282 amino acids. Lineage: Eukaryota; Fungi; Ascomycota; Eurotiomycetes; Eurotiales; Trichocomaceae. Gene Ontology annotation, cellular component: mRNA cleavage factor complex. The record is from RefSeq and is a predicted model, not a curated record.